AUGCCUUCCUUCACCUCUUCCCUCGGCCUCCUCGCCGCCACCGCCGCCACUGUCUCGGCUGCCGUCCUCCCCCGCGGCGGCUCCGUCUCCGUCACCCCCCACGAGCAAUACUCGUCCUCCAUCGGCGUGCUCGGCUGCCACAUCAACACCAACCGCGUCGCCUACUGGCCCGGCGACGUCGACUGCAACAACAUCUGCGUCCAGCUCACCUACCAGGGCCGCUCGCUCAACGUCCUGAAGAUCGACUCCUCCGGCGGCGCCCACGACAUCUCCUACGACGCCUGGAACACCCUCGUCUUUGGCCAGUCCGCCACCGUCGACCCCCAGCAGGGCGGCGGCGUCAACAUGGACUGGCAGUUUGUCGACGUCAGCCAGUGCGCCGACCUGCUGCACAACGGCAAGCUGCCUCUCAGCGCCGCCAACAGCGUCAACUAUGUGGCCAACUGCCUGAACCAGCCAAGCUCGUUUGCUGCUCAGAACUACGAGUUCAUCAACAUCCUCGAUCCCGUGUGCCACUUUGGUUAUGACGAGGACUGCACCUUCAACCUCUCUGUGAGCAACCAGCCUAGCUGCCCUCACCAGCUCGGUGUCCCCAACACCCCCACUGGAGUGUCUGUCCAGAACAUCCAGUACGGCACUGGAAAAGUCUACACAGCUUAA
Molecule: messenger RNA, 660 nt
Organism: Trichoderma gamsii
Lineage: Eukaryota; Fungi; Ascomycota; Sordariomycetes; Hypocreales; Hypocreaceae
Exons: 1
Coding region: 1-660 (219 amino acids)
Source: RefSeq, a predicted model, not a curated record